GGUGGUGUUUUUAUCGUGAACUAAAAAAAAAAUGGCGGAGUGUAACGGGUGUUGUGAACGUUUAACGAGUUAAAAAUGAAAAUUACCCGAUUUUUCGCCGGUUUUUCCGCUUGAUUUCGCCCGCGAGAUGUAAAUUGAACGUUAACGUAAUGUUUUCGCAUCGAUUGUGGUUUUAGAUGUGUAGGGUGUUUUUGAGGGUGUGUUUUGAUCGCUAAAGAAGUGUUGAGAAAAUGUUUAGAUUUUUGAGCGGGCGAAAGGGCAAACGCUCCGAGGGAAAUUCUCAAAGCAGGAAUUCUCGCCACGCCGUCCACAAAGGGUUAAUUCAGUGCAAAGUGAUUCUUUUAGACGGAACCGAUCUUUCCGUGGAAUUAUCGAAAAAAGCCGAAGCAAGAGAUCUCUACGAACAAGUGUUUUAUUCGUUAGAUUUGAUCGAAAAGGAUUAUUUUGGGUUACAAUUCACGGAUGUUAAUCACGUCAAACAUUGGCUCGAUCCUACGAAAUCGAUAAAAAAACAAAUUAAAAUUGGCCCUCCAUAUACUUUGCGAUUAAAAGUAAAAUUUUACUCAUCAGAGCCAAAUAACCUCAGAGAAGAAUUAACGAGGUACCAAUUUUUCCUGCAAUUAAAACAAGAUAUUUUAGAGGGCCGAUUGGAGUGCCCCCAUCAAACGGCCGUUGAAUUAGCCGCGUUAUCUUUACAAUCCGAAUUGGGUGAUUAUGAUGAAUCCCAACACACGGCAGCUACUGUUUCUGAGUUUCGUUUCGUUCCAAAUCAAUCAGAAGAAAUGGAAAUUGAAAUUUUGGAGGAAUUUAAGAAAGUUCGUGGGUUAUCCCCCGCUCAAGCCGAAAUGAGUUAUUUGAAUAAAGUGAAAUGGCUGGAGAUGUACGGUGUUGAUAUGCACACCGUUUUAGGAAAAGAUGGAAUGGAAUACCACUUAGGUUUAACCCCAACCGGAAUUUUAGUCUUCGAAGGUUCCCAAAAAAUCGGAUUAUUCUUCUGGCCAAAAAUCGGAAAGUUAAACUUCAAAAAGAAAAAGCUCACUUUAAUCGUGGUCGAAGACGACGAUCAAGGACGCGAACAAGAACACACUUUUGUAUUUAGGUUGCAUAAUGAGAAAGCUUGCAAACACUUGUGGAAAUGCGCUGUUGAACAUCACGGCUUCUUCCGGCUUCAAGCUCCCGUUAAGGGGCCCUCAGCCAGGCAGAACUUUUUUAGGAUGGGGUCGCGGUUUCGGUACUCGGGACGAACUGAAUAUCAAAGUACGCAUCAAAAUCGGGCGAGGAGGACGGUUCAACUUGAAAGGAGACCAAGUCAAAGAUACGGUAGAAGACAAAGUCACGUUUUAAGAGAAAAAUUAAGGGAACAACAACAAUUAUCACAACCACCAAUCGAAACUGUCGACUCAAACGCAAAUAAAACAACCAACGUUGCUUCUACAACCACAACAGACACAAUUCAACCCUCUUCGAGUCGAUGCAGCGAACGAUCGAAUAAAUCCACGGCUACGAAUGCCACAAAUACCACGGAUAACGACCCACUUUAUUGUAAAGUUAACGAUGAUUUAACAAAAUCGUUAACUCCAACAGGUCCUGAUUCGUUAGGAUUGGCAAGUCAAAGUAGUUUUGGGAAAGGUUCAACCGGUCAUAAUUCCUUUGGAAAAGCAUCAAUUGGUUGUGGUUCCUCCUACAGUCCCGUUUUAUCGGUUGGAAGUAAAAAUGGCACUUUAAAACGGAAUAAAACGGCGACUACUCCAACAAGUCCCACUCCAUCAUCAAACGCGGACUCUCAAUUAGACUUUUUGUUGAAAAGUUUAGCAAAAGAGACUCUUAGUGGAAUACAAAGAGAUGAAUCGAGGAAUGAAACUAAUAAAUUAGAAGAUUCAGAAGUAGAAGUGAUAACGAAAUCAAUGCCUGCCGAAUUGCCGAAUAACAUUACUAAACUUUGUAACACAGUAGCUAAACCUCUACCUCCCGGACAAGUAAAAUGUAAUAUCUUAAAAGCGAAAAUUGAAGAAGAAUUAAACCAACAAUUAGCUCCCCCGACGAAGUUAACCAAUCAGAUGUUUGUUGCAGCUGCAAAAGAAGACGAAACUAAUUUAAAUUCUUUAAACGCGGCUACAUUCGUUUCUGUGGGUGGUGAUAAAUUAACUUUAGCUGUAACCGGUCCCACAAGUACCAAUCCGAUAGUAACUAAUUCCCCGACCCGAGAAACACCACCAACGAACGAAAAUCAUCUUCAAUUAAUCAACCAAUCGAAUAACAACAAUAACCAACAAAAACGUUGCACCACCCCGGUUACCGUAACGUUUUUCGGUCACUCCGAUCGUGGAAAAUUGGAAAAAGUUAUGAUCUCCAGCCCGGAAAUUAAAAACAAACAACAACCUUUAAGUUUAUUAUCAACCAACGGCGAUGAGAAAGACUCGAAUGGAAUCGAUAGUUUAUUUAAUUCGUUGAAUUUCAUCGAUAACUCGAUCACGCGGAAAGAAUCCAAUUCGAAUCCUUUUUUUAAUCUAUCCGGGGAUAACGAAAACUGUAAGAAUCCAUUUCAAGAGAGUCAUAAUCCGUUUUUAUCGGGGAAUAAUCCGUUUCGCGAUGAUUCGGAUGGAUUGGUUGAAAACGGUGGUGGGGAAAGGGAGGAAAAUGGAAAGAAAGAGGAUGUAAAGCCAUCGAUAAUUACCGUAAAACUUGAAAAAUCGUCUCCGACCGCAACCGUAACUCCAUCGUUAAGCAAGUUAUCUCCUUGGUUGGUGUCGCAAGAUGUUGUGUCUUCACCGGUGGUGAAAGUUUCCACUGAAAGUGUUGUUCGUAAAUCAGUUAUUACAACCCAACUUUAAUCCUUUUUAAACCUUUUUACCGUUCCGAUGAUGUUUUUACGUAAAAGAUGUAAAGCCAACGAUAAUUACCGAAAAAAUCAUCUCCGAGUGCCACUGUAAUUCCAUCUCAACCCAAGUUAUCUACGUAUUGAGAUGUUUCUUCACCGGUGGUGUUUUUAUUACGUAGAUAACUGUUUUUCCGUUUCCGAUAAUCGUAUUAUUCCUUAAAGGUAAGUAAUUUUAAAGUUAGGUUUAUUGCAGUAUUUUUUAUUAUUAAUAUUUAACGUUAUUCCGUAAAUUUAUCAAUCUAGCUGCUAUGUGAUACGUUUAAUUUUUAUUCCGACUUAAAUAUUACCGUUUAAUGUGA
Molecule: messenger RNA, 3177 nt
Organism: Onthophagus taurus
Lineage: Eukaryota; Metazoa; Arthropoda; Insecta; Coleoptera; Scarabaeidae
Gene: yrt
Product: yurt
Biological process (GO): actomyosin structure organization
Cellular component (GO): cytoskeleton
Molecular function (GO): cytoskeletal protein binding
Source: RefSeq, a predicted model, not a curated record